Molecule: messenger RNA, 853 nt
Organism: Pararge aegeria (speckled wood butterfly)
Lineage: Eukaryota; Metazoa; Arthropoda; Insecta; Lepidoptera; Nymphalidae
Product: RWD domain-containing protein 1
Exons: 5
Coding region: 1-720 (239 amino acids)
Biological process (GO): cytoplasmic translation
Molecular function (GO): protein binding
Source: RefSeq, a predicted model, not a curated record
AUGGAUUAUCAUUACGAACAGACAAGUGAAGUGGAGGCCUUAGACUCAAUUUAUUAUGGAGAUAUGCAAAUUUUACAGUCAGCGCCGAUGCACAAGUUCAGUAUACCUAUCAAGUCUGAAGGCUAUGAUGAUGGAGAAGGAUUGGCAUGCGAAUUGGUGUUUACAUACACUGCAAAAUAUCCUGAAGAGUUACCUCUACUUGAAAUAAACACAGAUGAAAGUUUUGACGAGAUGGUUGACCGGAAUGAACUUUAUAGGCAUUUAAUUGAACAGGCUGAUGAAAACAAAGGCAUGGUAAUGGUUUUCACACUAGUAUCAGCAGGACAGGAAUGGCUCAAUGAGAAGUGGGACAGCAUUCAAAGAGAAAGAGAAGAGGAGGUUCUUGCUAAGAAGAAAGCUGACGAAGAAGCUGAAAUGAAAAGGUUUGAGGGCACACGAGUGACUGUAGAAUCGUUUCUAGCAUGGAGAAAACAGUUUGAAAAUGAAAUGGGUAUACCUGCCAAGAGAGAAAAGGAAGGAAAAGACAAAAACAAAUUAACAGGCAAAGAGUUGUUCUUGAGGGACACUACGCUUAAUGAAUCAGAUCUCAAAUUCCUUGAAGAUGGAGAUGCAGUCAAAGUGGACGAAUCAUUGUUCCAAGAUUUGGAUGAUUUGGAACUCUCUGAUGAAGAUGAUGAUGACGUAGACUAUGUACCAGGUCAGAGUAGCGACAGUGAUUAACAAACAAUCCCGCGCUCCUAACGCGCUACCAAGAAGAUACACAAUACACAUGGCCUUAAUCUCUACGUUAUAAUACAGUUAAUUUGUGCUCGUAAAGACUAUAAGGUAAUUAAAAGCUUUAUAAUAAUGUUAA